Messenger RNA from Adelges cooleyi (spruce gall adelgid), 396 nucleotides. RefSeq lists its product as uncharacterized. The coding region runs from base 10 to 396 and encodes 128 amino acids. Lineage: Eukaryota; Metazoa; Arthropoda; Insecta; Hemiptera; Adelgidae. The record is from RefSeq and is a predicted model, not a curated record. The transcript has 6 exons.
UUGAAACAAAUGAAACCGAUAAUAUUGGUUUUGUCACAGAGAGUAAGUGAAGGGAAGUCUGAAGAAGUCAACGAAAAUUCCAUUUAUCCGACUGCACAAUUCGUUACUGCAUUAGCCACUCAUUAUGAAGAACUGUUCGAAAGCGAAGACGAAGUUAAUGAAUUACUCGAGCUACUUGGUCAAAACGGCAAAUCAACAAUUGAAUGGACGACGUACUACGAAAUAUUAACCAUGUUGGGGGCUUUACAAGUGAUGGAAAAUAUAAAAAAGGAGUUUAAUUCAACAAUAGGCUCCGGUGUUGCUGAUUUUCAUGAAUAUAUAAAUGGCACAUGUACUUCUGUUCAUCCGACAACAAUGACCCUAUCAAGAACCAAGAAAAAAACGGUAAAUACUUAA